Dreissena polymorpha is the source of this 4035-nucleotide messenger RNA. RefSeq lists its product as uncharacterized. Lineage: Eukaryota; Metazoa; Mollusca; Bivalvia; Myida; Dreissenidae. The record is from RefSeq and is a predicted model, not a curated record. The coding region runs from base 1842 to 3350 and encodes 502 amino acids. The transcript has 9 exons.
GAAACUUACAAUUAAGAAAGAUAGUUUAACGUUUAGUUGCUGUUGUUCAAGAAAAGAUACUAAUUGAUUCCAAAUAGACUGGCUGUGUUUGCACUCCCAAAAAAGAUGUUCUAUAGUUUCGAUGUUUUCACCGCAGAAGUCGCACAGAUUUGAGUUAGAUAAUUUGCAUUUAAAGAGAUAUUUAUUUGUAGCUAUAAUUCUAUGGAUGUAUUUAUAUUGAAAAAUUUUCAGUGUGCUUUCAAUAGUUGCGUUAUAUGGCAUGGUAAAUAUGUGUUUCCAAUUAAGUUCAUGUUCUCCGAAAAGGACUUGCCAUUUAUUUUGGGUUUUGGAGUUUUCUGUAGGGUUUUUAAUUUGUAGUGUGUAAAAUAUUUUAUUCGUUUUGUUUUUUCUUCCAAGUAUGUUUUCUACGAAUGUUGUUUGAGUACAUGGUGUAUUAUUUGUAUUGAUUUCAGAUUUAAUAUGUAUGGGUAUGCUUUUGAUAAGUGUGUAGUACUUCAGAAAAUUAUUUGAAGGUAUUCCGUAUAUGUAGCAUAUAUCAUCAAAAGAGUAGAAAUCCUUUAUUCUGUAGUCAUAUAAUUGGUCGACAUAUUUAAUGCUUCGUUCAAACCAAUCUUUAUAGAAAAACGUCUUAUUGUUUGAAGUUGUGUCUUUUUGUUCCAUAAAAUAGUUUUACUGCUGGUUUGGGUUUUUAGGUUAUGAGUGACAUCACUCCGUGCUGAUAAAACAUCAGACAGAAAUAUGUUUUCGUUUGCAAUUUCAUGUAAGAUAGUAUUGCUGACGCAGCACUGCCGUAACAUACAGUAUAUAUAAUGUCGAGUAACAUACAGGCAAAUCGAGACGCCGCAUGUUUGUUUAUGUCGGUUUUUUACGAAGGAACUAAUCGAGAAUGCGUGAUUGAGUCUUAACAUUGUAUUGUGUUAAUAUAUAUGAUGUAGGUGUUAUUCCUUUUCUUCAUAAGUUUGCGACUUAACAGUCAGGGUUGGAACUCCUGAGGAAGAAUGUGUUAUCAUUUCAGGCAAAAAACAGUGUAAUAUUUUUAACAUAACAUGUGGAGACCGAUUCAUUAUGGUGACACAAUUUUUAUUCGCAAAAACUAACAAUGAAAAUGGUAACACAUGUCCAAAGUGUUUGGUCCAGCGAAACAAACAACUCCUCAACGUAUCAGGUGGUAGCUAUGAUUUCUACAUGAACAUUUUACUGGAAAGGAUUUCCUUUUGGAAUUGGUGUUUGUUGUGGCCAUUAAUCGAACCGACGGCUCCUUUUAUCAUCAGCAUUAAAUAUAUGUGUGUACCAGGUACGUGUAAAACGAUAUUGUCUGGCUUUAUAAUACACACGUACGUCAAUAUUUGUCUACAUUAUUAUUUAUCAAGUUGACACCGACUUGAGAAUAAUUACCAACUUUUGUUUUCAGAUAUAAGCAUUCUUUACGCUUGUGGCGGCCAAUCAUAUGCUCUGAAUAUCGGCCAACAAAUACACAUUGUCGAAAGAAGUUAUAUCAAACAUAAUUAUAAAGUAUGCAGUUGUAUAAUUCAAGGAUCGACGGAACUGAAAAUUCAAGAUUAUUUCACACGUUUUGCAAAGACAAUUGAUGGACCGUAUACGCUAUCUAACAGUCUCCUGUGGCUUAGUGACGUAGUCUACGACAAGUCAAAUAAUUCCAACAUCCUUCAUAGCGAUUAUGAUCAUGCGAAUGUCUCAUUUCUUAUGAUUAUUUUUGAUAACAACUUCCGACGCCUUUGGUUGAGUGUAAACGUAAAAGGCAAUGAUACUAAAAUAUCGUGCAAAGACUCUGAGUUGUUGACGACCAAACACCCACACUACUGCCAAUAUAUGAAACCGAAAUGGGAUCAUCCACCCUUGCGGUUUCGUCUACCACGGUCACUUACACAGAGACACGGACAAAUGCAAGCUCCAAAUACAACACUUCAACAUUUGAGGCAGUAGGUGGUGGUUCAUCCGUGAUUUUAUUCGUAACCGGUGGAUCGUUUGCCUUCGUCUUCGUGUUAGUAAUCACUGGCAUAGUAGUCGCUAGACGUAGAAGGUCUGCCUCGGGGUCGAUGUCAGAGCAAACUGGCUCAUCGAAAUCAAAAGUUAAACUCGCAGAUGACGAAGAAGUUUACAGCUCCAAUGUCUUCAAAUCAACCGAUGACUGUGUGACUUUGUCGAAGCAUUGUAAGACUUACACUAUAAAUUGCAAAGUUGGAUUCAUGAUUGUUACACGUAUACUGUUUGAAACCACGAGCAAUAGCAAAAGCCAAUGUACGGACUGUUUGGGAACUUUUCGCAGCCAAACUAAUGACAUAACCAAUGGUAUAUAUGGUGGAUACAUCAAUGAUAUACUCCAGACAUGUUCCUUUCAACAAUCGUGUAUAUUGCGGCAUUACGAAAUGGAUCCACUAAAAAUCGGUGUUCGAUUCAAGUGCAUUUUAGGACAAAUCAUCACAGAUCCUUGUGGAGUUAACGUUUAUGUACUUAACAGCGAUGACCUACAUCAUAUUGUUAUGAUGCGUUCAUCAGAGAACGGAACAUGCAGAUGUGUGAUCAAUGGAUCGACAGAACUGACUGUUCAAGACUUCUUCACAAACUUUUGUCAUGGCAAAAUUGCCGCUUGUCAUGUUUCAAACAGUGUAUUAAUGUUGGAUAAUUUAGUGUUCAAUAAACUUAAUAGUACAAACAUCAUUUAUUGCGGCAAUUCAUAUGGGGAUAUUUCGAAUAUCACCCUCCAUUUCGACGAGAUCUUUCAACGUCUUUUGUUGAGUAUUAACGUAACAGCAAAUUCUUCCACAACGCUUGCUGGUCCGGAUCUUAUCAUAAAUGCAACCACCAUUUAUAAUAAUGCAACCGACGCAAGUGGUACCUCUGUUGCGACUAACACCGAACCGACAUCACAGUCAGUGCUACACUCGACUUCAAAUGGAAAAUAUCCCGCAUCAUCCGGUUAUCGGAACACAACCUAUGAGAAAGCAAAGACGAGUUUAUCGGUCAUCGUGUACGUUGCAUCUGCAUCAUCUUUUGUCGUCGCCGCAUUGAUUGUUGUUGGUAGUAUAUUAGUCAUCAGGUAUAAACGAAUAAACAGGACAUUAAAAUCGACCAAAGUAACUGCAAAUAACGUUAACAGAGUAAGACGGCGUUCGCGUAGUGAAUACAUAGCUAUGCAAGGCAAUGUCGAUAACGACCACGAUUGUCAGACAUUGCCCCACAGACCUCACAUCACAAAGGGGAGCGUGAAAUAUGCAGUUGCUGUACCACCAGGCACGUACAACUACGCGCUCACACAAUACGACAGAGAUGCCUCGCAAAAGUUCAGGUCGAAGGUAGAGGAAUACGGUCGACGGUCCUUGUUCAUAUGAAAGAGGCAUUCGUGGUGCUGAGGUUGAUACGUUCACGGAACAAUCAAUGCAUGUCUACAAUCACAUAAUGUUCGGAGCAAGUGCGGAUGAUCACGACAGUGGCUUGAUAUGCAAUGAUGAGUACUCGCAUAUUUCGAUUGAUGACGCCAAUGCGUUGAGAAAAUAUAUUAGCAAAAUAAAUGCAAUUAGAUCUGAACAGGCCGAUGAUUAUAGUCAAGUCGGACCAAAUGAUGCUAACAUGCAUGUACAUGUGCCUCGAGAUGAUUACAACCAUAUUCUUUUGUAACAUUAAUACGUGAGCAACUCCCUGCAUUCAUCUUAAAUAUGAUUGGAAUAGCAUUUUGCUGAAAAUUCCUUGUUCGGAAAAAAGUGACGUCAAUCGAGUGAUUGAUUGCUCUAGUUUUAUCGUUUUUAUACACAAAAUAUUAGCAUAUGAAUCUACAAGUCAAUGUUCCCAUAUAAAUAUUAAGACUCAAUAAGCUAAUUUUACACCUACAGUUUUACAAGAAUGUAGUAAUUUACUAAGCUUGGAGAUUAAAAUGAACAGACUAAGUACAUAUGUACAUGUAGUAUUUCGUAUUUGCUCAUUUUGUAACAUUGUUGUAAUGCUACGUUAUAUAUGUUUAACUCGUUUUUCAAUUCAUUUGAUAAUAUUAGACUACCCAUUAAAAAACCAUACAUUGUA